This is a messenger RNA of Magallana angulata, 837 nucleotides long. RefSeq lists its product as uncharacterized. The record is from RefSeq and is a predicted model, not a curated record. Lineage: Eukaryota; Metazoa; Mollusca; Bivalvia; Ostreida; Ostreidae. Bases 1 to 837 code for a protein of 278 amino acids. The transcript has a single exon.
AUGCAACCUACUCCAAAGAAAAUAUCAUCUGAUGUGAAAUCGAGACUGUCGAGUGCAUCGAAAACUUCAAGUCAAAUUUCACUCGAGAAAUUAAAAGAAAGUCAACGAAAAGCAGAACUGUUGGCCAAAGCAUCAGCUUUAGAUGAACAACGAAAAUUAGCAGCAGCUAAACUGGAGCUGAAAAUGAAAGAAGAAGAAUUGAAGAUUAAAACUGAACUUCAGAUAAGUGAUGCACGAUCCAAAUCAUUGGAAGAAUUAGAGAAAAUUGAACUCCGUGACCAAGAACUAGAAAACUCCCUCAUCAAUGAAAAUAUAGACAGAAUUGUAACUUUUGAUCUUGAUCGUGAGAAUGAGUUCACAUAUGACAAUUCUACUCCGCGCAUUCCUCAUCGAUCUGUGCAACGUUUAGUUAGACCAGAAUUGUCAACACCCAUAUAUGAACCAAGCAGUGAAAUACAGACUGUCGCUCGUGAAUUGAACAAACCAAAAGCUGAUCUACAGAAGUUUGAUGGAAACCCUAUGAAUUACACAAGAUUCCUCAGACAAUUCAAUGCCAGAAUUUGUUCUAAUACGGAAUCAUAUGAAGAACGGUUGAACUAUCUAUUACAGUUUACUGUUGGUGAAGCACAAAGAAUCGUUUCUGGUUAUUCAUUUCUGGAUGCUGAACGUGGCUACAAAGCAGCACUGGAAGAGUUGAAGGAUCGUUAUGGAGACCCUGACAUUAUAGCGCAAGCAUAUGUAAAGAAAGCUCUCGAUUGGCCUCCAGUAAAACCGGACAAUGCAAAAACUUUAGAUCAGUUUGCUAUAUUUUUGCGUGAGUGUCAAUAUGCUGUCUAA